This is a messenger RNA of Eruca vesicaria subsp. sativa (arugula), 252 nucleotides long. The record is from the annotation of a GenBank genome assembly. NCBI's taxonomy places the organism in Eukaryota, Viridiplantae, Streptophyta, Magnoliopsida, Brassicales, Brassicaceae.
AUGAACACUCACUUAAAAGCAUUGAAACUCACUUUGAAAUGGAAGAAUCCAGUCUCAUUAGACCACUUAAGUGUCAGGGGAAACAACAUUCGCUAUUAUAUUCUUCCAGACAGCUUAAAUCUCGAGACUUUACUGGUCGAAGACACACCACGAAUCAAACCGAAAAAACCAACUGCAGGAAAGAUCCCACCAGGUGGGCGUGGAAGAGGAGGCCGUGGACGUGGUGGACGUGGUGGCCGUGGUGGUCGUUAA